AUGAGAUUUACUACUGAAGCUAAUUUCUAUGGGUUUAUUUCUGCCUCUCUUUAUGUAGUAAUCCUAACCACAAUUGGGUUCUUUUUAACUAAAAUUGAGUGGAGCACUUAUAUUAGGCUAAAAUAUAAUGAAACUUUGCUAGUUAUGCAUGGCAAAGAAGUUGAAAUGAUUAGGCAGCAGCCUGUCAAUGCUACAGGGCAGCAAUUUUAUAUGGUCUCAUCCUAA
Molecule: messenger RNA, 225 nt
Organism: Blepharisma stoltei
Lineage: Eukaryota; Ciliophora; Heterotrichea; Heterotrichida; Blepharismidae
Source: the annotation of a GenBank genome assembly